Messenger RNA from Siniperca chuatsi (mandarin fish), 3228 nucleotides. Its product is annotated as monocarboxylate transporter 9-like. Gene Ontology annotation, biological process: transmembrane transport; monocarboxylic acid transport. The transcript is spliced from 6 exons. NCBI's taxonomy places the organism in Eukaryota, Metazoa, Chordata, Actinopteri, Centrarchiformes, Sinipercidae. Bases 379 to 1881 code for a protein of 500 amino acids. The record is from RefSeq and is a predicted model, not a curated record. Gene Ontology annotation, molecular function: monocarboxylic acid transmembrane transporter activity.
GCGCCUUUCUCCCAGUUGCUGCUUUCAAGCUGCUGCUGCUGGACCAGCAAGAACAGCUUUGAACCGGUUUUGUCGCCGGCUACAAAGCAGUAUGAAACGGAUGCACUAUGCGCAUUGUUGAUGCAGAGUGCGCGCUUAACACACGAUCAUCACAGAUUCCAGCUCAGUCAGUCAGACCCCCAUGUACGAGGGUUUCUUCUGUAUGUCAUUUGUAGUGAUUCUGUAAAAGGGAUUUUAAUAUUGAAAACAUCCUACAUGGAAAGUUCCCGUAGAAUGCGCAGCUCUGCAGGGUCCUGCUGUUAUUUUUGUAAAUCCUGAGGAACCCCUCCUCUGUCAAAGCUGUAGCAGAUCCCAGAGGGCGGCAGUAACAUCAGCACCAUGGCUCCAUCUGCUAAAGUGCUGGACGGAGGCUGGGGAUGGGCGAUUGUUGUGGCCUCCUUCAUGGCCCAGCUCCUGGCCUAUGGAUCACCCCAGUCGGUGGGCGUCCUGUACCCCGAGUGGCUGCAUGCCUUCCAGGAGGGUAAAGGCAUGACGGCCUGGGUGGGCUCCCUUGUGGCUGGAGUGGGACUAAUAGCCAGUCCUGUCUGCAGUGCCUGUGUGGACAACUUUGGUGCUCGUCCCGUGACCAUCUUCAGUGGCGUAAUGGUGGCGGGCGGCCUGAUGCUCAGUGCCUUUGCUCCGAAUGUCCAGUUCCUCAUCUUUUCCUAUGGGAUUGUGGUUGGCCUGGGUUGUGGUCUGGUCUACGCAGCCACGUUGACAAUCACCUGUCAAUAUUUUGACAAGAGACGUGGCCUUGCCCUCGGCAUUGUCACCACAGGCACAAGUGUUGGAGCCUUCAUCUAUGCCACUGCUCAGAACGAGCUGAUUGUGUUGUACGGCCUGGAUGGCUGCCUGCUAAUCAUCGGAGCUGUAGCACUAAACCUCAUGGCCUGCGCCGGCUUCAUGAGGCCCCUUAACAUGCCAGGGUACUACCUCAAACAGAAGGCUGCCCUGGAACGCAACACAGAGGAGCAGCUUCUUGAGAAGCCCCCGUUGGAUGACCUGAAGAUCACAACAGGUUCCACCUUAACCACUCCUGAGAAAUCGCUGAUGGUGAAGGAGUUGCUCAUCACCAUCGAUACCAAGGACUUGGCCAUUCAGACAGAGAAGAAGAAAGGCAGCUUCCUGGCUGGGUUGGCCAUCAUGAAAGUCAUCAAGAAGAAGCAGCAGGCUUACUCCAAGUACAUGCACUCCAUGUAUGAGAUCCUGCAGGACCAAGCCAUGGUGGCCUUCUGUAUUGGGGUGUUCCUGUUCAGCCUGGGGGCGUUCCCUCCUGUGCUCUUUAUUGAGGAUGUGGCGCAGAGUCAAGGACUCAUUGAAGAAGUUAGUGUCAUUCCUCUGGUAUCAAUAGGGGCCAUCGCCACUUGUGUGGGUAAACUAGUGCUGGGUAUUCUGGUGGACAUCAGGUGGAUCAACAGCAUCUAUCUGUACGCCUUCACCAUGUUUGCAGGAGGUGUGGCACUGCUCCUUAUCCCUAUCACUAAGACUUAUAUGGGACUGCAGAUCCUGUCUGUCGUCCUGGGUUUCUUUUCUGGAAACUGGUCUCUCACCUCCUACAUUACCACUAAGAUUGUCGGCUUGGACAGACUGACACAAGCCCACGGCAUCCUCAUGUUCUUCGGGGGAUUUGGGAUCAUGCUUGGACCCCCUGUUGUAGGGUGGUUCUUUGACUGGACGCAGUCAUAUGACUUGGCAUUCUACUUUAGUGGGAGCUGUGUGGUGCUGGGAGCGUUAAUUCUCUCUCUGCUCACCCUUCCCUGCUGGAAUAGGAAGCACUCCGUGAACGACAGACCAGAGGUCCAAUACACCAGCAACUGUGACAAAGUUGCCUCUGUAGCUUGAAUAUGAGCACCUUUCAUAAGGACUCAGAUCUCACCCCUACAGCUCAGCAACUGUCCUCUGAUGAACUAUACCUGAACCACCUCUUGGAGGAAUUUUCUUUCUUUGACUAUAUAGGGGUUUCCCCCUUAUUUCUGCCGCCAGGUUCUAAUAUACCAAAAUACUUGCCAGAGGUUUUGAAAUACAGGCCUUUCCUCUGUACUUGUGCCUGCGUUUCUCAGGUUCAAACCAUAUACUGCAGAUGUUUGUCACUGUAGCUCAAAAAAAAAAGACAUGGCGCCAUUCAUAACACUGGGAACAAAAACAUCUGUAAAUUGUUGGGUGUUAAUUUAACACGAUAUCAACAUUUGAAACCACUCUACAAAUGCACAAAAAACUCCCAGGAACCGGAACAGAGAAUACAGGGAUUGGAAUGAAGGAGGGAGCCUUUUUUGAUCAUCUUAAUUUUAGAAACAUUUUUAUUUUGUAUUUUGGUUUUAAUAUAUAUCUUAACUAUAUCACUAUGUAUCUUACCAAAGCAUCAAUGAUAGUCAAUGCCUGUCAACACAUUAUGCCUGUUGGAACAAUACAAAAGCCUUGCUUUAUAGGUAUUUUUUGUUUUCAAGUGCAUUGACUCAGUUUAUACUUUUUUUAAAUGGUUUGAGUUCCACAUACCUCCUGUUUCUGGAUCACACAAACACUUUUUGAAGAAGUUAUGCUGAUUCAAAAACAUGUAAAAACACUUCAUCCUACUGUAUUUCCAACCUUAACAGCAUGUUGAUUCUCUUUGUGGCAUGAUUAUCAUGACCAAGCUGGUCCUUUUCCAUCAUGUUGUGUGUAUAUAUGUUUGUGUUUAUGUUGUGUGUGUGUACGUGCCUGCACACGCAUGUUCGCAUUCAUGCACAGGUUUGUGUGUGUGUGUGUGUGUGCAUUGUUUCAUAAACUUUUGAAUUAGCACUAGUUUGUAAAGUCCUAUGUGCUAGUGACUUUUAUAUGCACAAACUGGACAUAGAGCUGUAAAAAUUGUUUUUGUUUAAAGUUGAUUAUUGUGAUCAUAAUUGUAAUGAAUACAUUGCAAUAGGCUUUUUAGAAUCACUUGAAUGUUGUUAAAUAUACCACUACAAGUGUAUUUUUGAGUUUCAGGAGUAAGGAUAAAUCUGGGACAUUAGUGUUUGCUUUCUGUGUUUGUAGAAGGUAUUUACAAGGUGCAGAUGAGGUACAAUUAGUACUGACCUAGAAGAGACAGUAUAUUUAGCUGUCACCGUUUAGCCACUCGUAUUUUGUAUGCCAGUAUUAUAAUAUUUCUGUAUAUAUUUCUGUUCUAUUAUUUUAUUUAAAAAGUGCCAAUAAAAUAUAUUUGGAUUAAUGAUA